Molecule: messenger RNA, 1545 nt
Organism: Boleophthalmus pectinirostris (great blue-spotted mudskipper)
Lineage: Eukaryota; Metazoa; Chordata; Actinopteri; Gobiiformes; Gobiidae
Gene: mrps31
Product: mitochondrial ribosomal protein S31
Exons: 7
Coding region: 70-1374 (434 amino acids)
Cellular component (GO): mitochondrial small ribosomal subunit
Molecular function (GO): structural constituent of ribosome
Source: RefSeq, a predicted model, not a curated record
UCUCCCCGGUAACUUUAUGCAGUAGGAAACACUGUACCUUGGCGUGGAAGGGCAUUUCAAGAAGUAAACAUGUAUAAAAGCGUAGUGCGGAAUUUGCUUUCAGGUCCGAACACCUUGGUUAAAUUCUCUGAUGCUUUUGCUUUGGCAUUUAAAUGUAACAAAUCUUCAGCGGCACAUCUUAGAUUGACAAACAAGGUUGGCGCUAAAGGACUCAGAACAUGUUCAGCUCAACAUUGUGAGAAGACUGAAGCUCCUUCAGAUGCACCAACUAAGUGUAACUCUUCAGAUAGUACACCUAACGUAGACGUUGUUAGAAAUCCAGCUAUAGAGCCAACUAAUGAAAAUCCUCAAUUGGAAGUAAAGUCCACAGCGUUGAUACCAGAUGAUGAAAGUGCCACACAGUCCCAAACUACAAGUGAACCAUAUGCAACAACACCUGUAAUAGAGAAGUCCAGGAGUGGGAAGGAGGGUCUUCUGAACCUACUUGGUGCAAUGAAAGUAGACAUAACUAACAAAAGAAAGCUAAAAGGAUUGAAGGGAAGACAAGAAAUUUCUACCACACCAAAACCAAGACCCAACUCCUUGGAGAGCACUAUUACAAUGUUUCAGAAUGCUACAGUAAAAACUUCACAGCAAAAGGAAACUCUGGCUCCGGACCUUGUUGCUGCUGCAUCAGCUGCAGCCUCCACUCUCCCUAAUCCCAGUCAAGCAGAGUCUGAGCUUCUUCAGCAACUGCGCCAGCAUGAAACUGAGGCACAAAAGAAAGGAGAUAGGAACAAUAUUGGGGUAAUCAUAGCAGAAAUGAAAAUAGGAAAGAAUCCAAAUCGAUUGAAUGCUCGGCCAGCUAAUCAGAUUAGGUUUGAUGAUGAUGGCCGAGGUUACACACAUGAAAGAGGAAUCGCUGGUGAACUGGAUAGCGUUCGAAAAAGGAGAAACCUAUUUACAGUGAAGAGACUGAACAUUUUCUCUCCAGAAGUAACUGCUUUACCCACAGAUGAACGGAUGACUUUAUGGGAUAUGGAUUAUGCAGACAAAUUAUCUACAGUGACCAAUCAUAUGCCUCGUAAUGGUUUUGAGGAAAUGAUCCAGUGGACCCAACAAGGGAAAAUGUGGCAGUAUCCUAUUGAUAAUGACAUUGGCUUGGAAGAAGAAGCUAGUGUACCAUUUCAUGAGCAUAUUUUCUUGGAGAAACACUUAGAGGAGGGUUUUCCACGUCAGGGGCCUGUUCGUCAUUUCAUGGAGCUUGUGAUUACUGGUUUGUCCAGAAACCCACACCUGACUGUCCAACAGAAGAAGGAGCACAUCUCCUGGUUUCGAGAUUAUUUCAGUCAAAAAGAAGAAGUGCUCAAGGAGGAUGAUGUCUAUCUAAAUUAAAAGUGGAGGAUGUUUAAAAAAAGGCAAAAGCACUGUACUGUUGCUGACAAUAUAUUUUUUGUUGAUGUCAUUUUGUUAAUAAUUAUAAAAACAAGAAGAGUGCAUAAUGGAAAAAUACCUGUCUAUGACAUUGGUCGAGAUGUAUACCAUAAUUAAAACAAUCUCAUUUGA